Prunus mume (Japanese apricot) is the source of this 1093-nucleotide messenger RNA. RefSeq names its product E6-like protein. The record is from RefSeq and is a predicted model, not a curated record. NCBI's taxonomy places the organism in Eukaryota, Viridiplantae, Streptophyta, Magnoliopsida, Rosales, Rosaceae.
UUCACCAAAAAAUCUCAAACAAUGGCUCCCUUUGCAAAAUCACUCUCAUUUUUCUUCCUUCUAGUGCUCAUUUUCUCCUCCGAAAAUACUCAAGCUAGAGAGAGCGUGUUCUUCAGCAACGUCACCCACUACAACAACAACAACAAGAAUGUUAACGAGCCAACAAUCAGUACCUCUAUCGCAGAAGUGCCAACACCAGCACUGUCACCGGCAGCAGAGGCACCAGAACUAGCAGACGUGCCGGCACCAGCAGCAGAGGCACCAGAACUAGCAGAUGUGCCGGCACCAGCACCAAGUUACUUGGAGAAAGAGCACCGCCACAAAGGCGCCUUGUACGGCCUUGGCUCGGGCAAAUCCCCCUCCACGGAGAAGACACCAACCACCAUUGAUGGUGAAGAUGAAAUUUUGGCCGAAGAACUAAGCGGUGAAAGCUUUGAUCGCACAGGUAAUUAUGAAAGCACCAACUUGCACAGCAGCAAUGGCUACAAGACCAACUAUGUCAACAACAACAACUACGUUAACGGUAAUGGCUACAAGACCAACUAUGUCAACAACAACAACUACGUUAACGGUAAUGGCUACAAGACCAACUAUGUCAACAACAACAACUACGUUAACGGUAAUGGCUACAAGACCAACUAUGUCAACAACAACAACAACAACAACAACUAUGUUAAUGGUAAUGGCUACAAGACCAACUAUGUCAACAACAACUACAUUAAUGGCAAUGGCUACACAAAAACGAACAAUUACAAGGGCAGCAAUGGCUGGGAAAACCGUGAGAUUAAUGCACAGCAAGGGAUGAGUGACACAAGGUUUUUGGAAAAUGGAAGGUACUAUCAUGAAAAUUACGAAGCAGGGAGAGGAAGCAAUAGAAACUAUGUUCAGAACACCAAUGAGUUCAACACCAUGGAAGAGUAUGAUAAGUACCAGGAGAGACGAGGAUAUGUGCCUUAAUCUAUGUGUUCCAUGUCCAAACAUAAGAGAGAUUUCGAUGUGUUUAGGGAUAAUAUAAGCUAAUUAAUAUAAAAUAUUUUUAUCGUUGUUUUGCAUUUCCAUUUGUGUAUCACAUUUUAUAGUGUGAAAAUUAAAC